Messenger RNA from Ricinus communis (castor bean), 2326 nucleotides. Its product is annotated as aminopeptidase P1. The transcript has 16 exons. The record is from RefSeq and is a predicted model, not a curated record. Gene Ontology annotation, molecular function: metalloaminopeptidase activity. Bases 155 to 2101 code for a protein of 648 amino acids. Lineage: Eukaryota; Viridiplantae; Streptophyta; Magnoliopsida; Malpighiales; Euphorbiaceae.
UCAAGCAAGAUUUUUGCAGUUCCCAAAGCAUCUAAAACUCUCACAUUCUAAGGUUGCUUAUAUAAAUUAAAUUAUCUCCUCUCUGUCUCUCAAACUGAAAGAAGAUCGAUCCGAACAGAUUAUAAUUAAAAAAAAAAAGGAAAAGAAAAAAGCCAUGGCAGACUUACUUACUUCCUUGAGGUCUCUUAUGUCGUCUCAUUCUCCUCCUCUUGAUGCCUUAGUUGUUCCCUCUGAAGAUUAUCAUCAGAGUGAGUACGUUUCUGCUCGUGACAAGCGGCGUGAAUUUGUUUCCGGUUUCACUGGAAGUGCAGGUUUGGCGCUUAUUACAAAGAAUGAAGCAAGGCUUUGGACCGAUGGAAGAUACUUUUUGCAGGCAACACAACAACUCAGUGAUCAGUGGAUACUUAUGCGUAUAGGAGAGGACCCUUCUGUGGAUACUUGGAUGGCUGAUAAUCUGCCGGCAAAUGCAUCUGUUGGUGUUGACCCGUGGUGUGUAUCAGUAGACACGGCACAGAGAUGGGAGGGUGCUUUUGCUGAGAAAAAGCAGAAGUUGGUUCAAACUGCAACCAACUUGGUAGAUGAGGUUUGGAAAAAUCGACCACCAGCAGAAACAAAUCCAGUUGUAGUCCAUCCUUUGGAAUUUACAGGUCGUUCAGUUGCAGACAAGUUGAAGAAUUUGAGAGUAAAACUUAAACACGAGAAAGCUUGUGGGAUGAUCAUUGCAACACUAGAUGAGGUUGCUUGGUUGUAUAACAUCCGUGGUAAUGAUGUAUCAUACUGUCCUGUUGUCCAUGCAUUUGCUAUAGUUACAUCCAACUCAGCCUUCCUUUACGUGGACAAGAGAAAGGUCUCUACUGAGGUAAGCUCUUAUUUGGAGGAUAAUGAAAUUGAAGUUCGGGAGUACACUGCAGUGAGUCCAGAUGCUGUCUUGCUUGCGUCUGAUAAGCUUCACUCAUCUGUAGUCAAAGGAAACUCUAGUGAGACUGACGUAAGUCGAAAUGAUACAGCUGAACCAGAAGGAAAGAAAAUUGAUUUUAUAUGGGUUGAUCCUGGUUCUUGCUGCUAUGCAUUAUACUCAAAGUUGAAUUCUGAGAAAGUGCUUUUGAAGCAGUCACCUCUGGCCCUUGCAAAAGCUCUAAAGAAUCCCAUUGAGUUGGAUGGCUUAAAAAAGGCACACAUUCGUGAUGGUGCUGCUGUUGUGCAAUAUCUUGUCUGGUUGGAUAAGCAGAUGCAGGAGAUUUAUGGGGCUUCUGGUUACUUUUUGGAGGGGGAGAGUGCAAACAAGAAAAAGGAUAUCAGGGAAACUAGGAAAUUGACUGAGGUGACUGUAAGUGAUAAGCUGGAAGGUUUUCGAGCAUCAAAAGAGCACUUUAGAGGCUUAAGUUUCCCUACAAUUUCAUCAGUGGGUCCAAAUGCUGCAAUCAUCCAUUAUUCUCCACAGGCCGAAAGUUGUGCUGAGCUUGAUCCAAAAAGCAUCUAUCUCUUUGAUUCAGGAGCUCAGUAUCUGGAUGGGACAACUGAUAUAACUCGCACUGUCCAUUUUGGAAAACCAUCAGCGCAUGAGAAAGCAUGCUAUACUGCAGUUCUCAAGGGUCACAUUGCCCUCGGUAAUGCCCGUUUUCCCAAUGGGACAAAUGGUCAUGCCCUUGACAUUCUUGCUCGCAUCCCUUUAUGGAAGGACGGUCUUGACUACCGGCAUGGUACUGGUCAUGGAAUUGGGUCCUACUUGAAUGUUCAUGAAGGGCCCCAUUUAAUUAGUUUCAGGCCACACGCUCGCAAUGUGCCACUACAAGCUUCUAUGACUGUAACAGAUGAACCUGGAUACUAUGAGGAUGGAAGCUUUGGCAUAAGAUUGGAGAAUGUGCUUAUAGUUAAGGAUGGUAAAACGCCAUUCAAUUUUGGUGAGAAGGGCUACUUAUCAUUUGAGCACAUUACAUGGGCACCCUAUCAGAACAAGUUAAUUGACGUGAGCCGGUUAUUGCCCGAUGAGAUAGACUGGCUGAACACAUAUCAUUCAAGAUGUAGGGAUAUAUUGGCCCCAUAUUUGGAUGAAUCUGAGAAGGCAUGGCUGAAGAAAGCCACUGAACCUAUAUGCGCAUGACAUCUUUGCUUCUAGGUGGAGCUUUUCUAUUCUUUCCCCAUUCCCUUCUCUGUGUGCAAAAGGGAAAAUAAAGAGAAGGAAGACUGAUAGCUUAGUUUGUUACUUUCACUGUUUCCUCCAUGUGGGUUUUACUUCUGCUACGGCGAUUAAUUAUAAGGGAAGAUUACAAGGGAAAAAAAAAAAGAAGAAAUAAAAAAACAUGUGGUCUGCAAUUUACAUAUUUUA